GCCGCCUUGCACCGCGGCCGCCGCCAUGGAAUCCAACAGGGACGAAGCGGAGCGCUGUAUCGGUAUCGCGGUGGCCGCCAUCAAGGCCAACCAAACAGAAAAGGCGCGUCGCUUCCUGGAGAAGGCGCAGCGCCUCUACCCGUCCCAACGGGUCCGCGUACUGAUUGACUCUCUCAUCAAGAAUGAACAGUCCUCUAAUGGCCAUUCCCCGCACAAGGAAUCCACAAACCCCAACCUUAGGAAAAUGAGCGGUGAAUUUCCUUCUGCCAACGGAGAGGCAGGGGGAGAUACCACUAAAGGUUACACUCCGGAUCAGGUAGAUGCAGUUAAGAGGGUAAAACAAUGUAAAGACUAUUAUGAAAUUCUGGGAGUAAGCAGAGACGCCUCUGAUGAGGACCUGAAAAAAGCUUACCGGAAAUUAGCAUUGAAAUUUCACCCCGAUAAGAAUCAUGCACCAGGUGCUACGGAGGCCUUUAAAGCCAUUGGUAACGCUUACGCAGUAUUGAGCAACCCGGAGAAGAGGAAGCAGUAUGACCAGUUCGGAGAGGCAAAAGUCAGCCCCACGCGGCACGGGCACGGCCCUCCGGACUUCCACCGAGGGUUCGAGGCUGACAUUUCCCCCGAGGACCUCUUCAACAUGUUCUUUGGGGGUGGUUUUCCUUCCAGCCCUACCCUUAAUAGAGAGCCCAAAGGAAGAAGAUCCUGGGAGUGCUGCGCCCCUGCCCGCAACAGGAAGCCUCCGAGAGUGGUGGAGUCUGCCUGCAGGGAACGCCGGGGAGAGCCACGUAACGUUCAUGUAUAUAGCAACGGCAGGAUGCGAUAUACCUAUCACCAGAGGCAAGACAGACGAGAACACCAGGGCGAUGGUGGCCUCGGGCUGUUUGUCCAGCUGAUGCCCAUCCUCAUCCUCAUCAUCGUGUCCGCGCUCAGCCAGAUGAUGGUCUCCAGUCCACCGUACAGCCUGAGCCACAGACCGUCUGUCGGCCACAUACACAAGAGAGCGACUGAGCACUUGAAAGUGUCCUACUAUGUAGCUGAGACCUUUGCAGAGGAGUACACUGGCACAAACCUGAAGAACGUGGAGAGGAGCGUGGAAGACGACUACAUUGCAAACCUCAGAAAUAACUGCUGGAAGGAAAAACAACAGAAGGAAGGCUUGCUGUACCGGGCACGUUACUUUGGAGAUUCAGACCUGUAUCAAAGAGCGCAGAAGAUGGGCACGCCAAGCUGCAGCAGACUGUCGGAAGUGCAGGCGUCCUUGCACGGAUAGCUGAUGUGGAAGGGCUCUGUGGAGGUCAAAACUCUUCAAAUGCCUGCAGACUUUGGAGGAAGUGAACUGAGCCAAGGAGACAGUCUAAAGAAUCCGCUCUUAAAUUAAAAAUGGAAUUGGAGAAUUGGCAACGCACAACUGC
Euleptes europaea (tarantolino) is the source of this 1412-nucleotide messenger RNA. RefSeq names its product DnaJ heat shock protein family (Hsp40) member B12 (gene DNAJB12). The record is from RefSeq and is a predicted model, not a curated record. The transcript has 10 exons. The coding region runs from base 26 to 1270 and encodes 414 amino acids. Gene Ontology annotation, cellular component: endoplasmic reticulum membrane. Lineage: Eukaryota; Metazoa; Chordata; Lepidosauria; Squamata; Sphaerodactylidae. Gene Ontology annotation, molecular function: Hsp70 protein binding. Gene Ontology annotation, biological process: cellular response to misfolded protein.